Homarus americanus (American lobster) is the source of this 2183-nucleotide messenger RNA. It is a transcript of the gene Spt-I, whose product is annotated as serine palmitoyltransferase 1-like. The coding region runs from base 144 to 1565 and encodes 473 amino acids. Gene Ontology annotation, molecular function: pyridoxal phosphate binding; serine C-palmitoyltransferase activity. NCBI's taxonomy places the organism in Eukaryota, Metazoa, Arthropoda, Malacostraca, Decapoda, Nephropidae. Gene Ontology annotation, biological process: ceramide biosynthetic process; sphingosine biosynthetic process. The transcript is spliced from 11 exons. The record is from RefSeq and is a predicted model, not a curated record. Gene Ontology annotation, cellular component: endoplasmic reticulum.
GCCGCUGACCGUCAGCUGACAGCUCCAAAACACAAUGUGUUAAGUUGUCAUUAUUAUCAGGGAAGGAUCACAGGUAACCGGUCACUGCCGAGUCAACCGCCUCUCACUGAAGAUUUGAGAAAUACCUUUGAAACGAGGCAGCUAUGUCUUCUCAGUGGAACGUGUAUGAGAGUUUCCAGGCUCUUCUACAGGCUGGGCCGUACCACUUGGCUCUGGAAGGUGUGCUGGUGAUGUGCAUUAUCUGGCUCUUCACUGCCAAGAAGCAACCCUCCAAGCUCAUCAGGCUGACUAAGAAGGAAGAAGAGGAACUGAUAGCAGAAUGGAUGCCAGAGCCACUAGUGCCAAACCCACCCAAGGAAGACCACCCGGCCCUGCACACCCGCACCAUCUAUGGCAAGCCUGGACGUUACUUGGACCUGGGGACUGGUGAAAAGCUGCUCAACUUAGGCACACACAGUUAUCUCAACCUAGGUGAGCGACCAGAGGUGGAGGAGGCCGCCUUAGAGUGUCUCCACAAGUAUGGGGUGGGAUCGUGUGGUCCUCGUGGGUUUUACGGUACCACAGAGGUCCACUUGAAGCUGGAAGACAGAUUGGCUGUCUUCUUCAACUGUGAGAAAGCUGUGCUGUAUUCCUAUGGCUUCUCCACCAGUGCUUCUGCUAUUCCAGCCUAUUCCAAGAGUGGGGACGUAAUAUAUGCGGAUGAAAUGGUGAACUUUGCCCUUCAACGAGGACUGCAAGCCAGUAGAAGCCGUAUUGUUUACUUUCGACACAAUGAUGUGGAGCACUUGAGGGAGCUUCUUGAGGAACAAUCCAGGCUUGACAAAAAGGACCCAAAGAAGGCUAAUGCAACCCGCAAGUUCAUGGUGGUGGAGUCCAUUUAUAUUAACACGGGAAUGAUGUGCCCCCUGCCCGAGUUGGUUAAGCUGCGUCAGAAGUACAAGCUCCGUCUCUUUAUUGACGAGUCGGUCACUUUUGGCACCUUGGGGCCCAACUGCCGAGGGAUCACUGACCAUUACAACAUACCGAUGAAGGAAGUGGACAUGAUCAUGGCCAAUUUGGAGUCCUCAGCAGCCAGUUCAGGAGGCUUCUGUGUGGGGACAGAGUUUGUUAUUGAGCAUCAGCGUCUCUCUGGCCUUGGCUACUGCUUCUCAGCCUCCUUACCCCCUAUGUUGGCAGCAGCCUCUAUUAAGGUGUUGGACAUCCUUGAAUCUGAGGGCUGUGAGCUGGUGGUGGUGCUGCAGGACAAGUGCAGGCAGAUACAGGAGGUUCUUUCAAAACUUUCUUCCAAGCUUGAGGUGAGUGGGGAAGACAUUAGCCCAGUAAAGCAUCUGAGGCUGAGAGAGUCAACUGGAGACAGAGAAGCUGAUGAGAAUAUCCUGCGCAAGAUUGUGGAGAAGGCGGAGAGUCACGGCUUAGCUCUAACCCUGGCAUCCUACUUAUGGGAGAAAGAGGCGUCUCCUCCUCUGCCCUCCAUUCGAAUCACCGUAAAUAAAGACUUGACUACAGAGGAGAUACAGAAAGUUGGUGAGGCCAUACAGAAGGCUGUAAUGGAAGUGAUGGAGUAGACAGACCAUGUUAGAUAAGUUACUUUGCUGUAUUUUGAGCAUUAGAGCAGAAAUGUACUAUGUUAUAACUACCCUGUAUUCUACUAAGUUUAUAUGGAAAGUUGAUUAUUAUGCCAGGAGCAUUCAAGUGCAGCAUACUCUGUAGAACCACAGCAGUAUUAUAUGCUUAUGGCAUGGAAGUGAUUAAAGGUACAGUACUGUCCAUAUGUGUACUGUACACAUAGGCAUGAUUAUUGGUGUAGGAUGUGGUUGAAAUCCUUACUUGUUGUUAGUUUGUUGUAUAUAUAUAUAUAUAUAUAUAUAUAUAUAUAUAUAUAUAUAUAUAUAUAUAUAUAUAUAUAUAUAUUCCUCUUUUAGGCUCUGGACAACCUCUCAAGUUUAUGGCAAAAAUGGUAAUAUUGUGCUGUAAAUAACAAGUCAUUGAGCAAGGUAACUGUUAAAGUAAAAUAUAAAAAAUGUCUUUUUAUGAUGCAAACAGAGGCAAAUUGUGGUAGAGUCAGGACACAAAACAGUGGUUAAAGCCUCUCCUAACUCCUAUGACACAGGAUUGAACUUUUCUCUUGAGUUGUAAAUCCAGAGGCCCCAACUGCUCUGUGAAAUAAAAUUGGUUUUAACUCA